AUCAUCAUUCAUUCAUUUUGAGGUUCAAUUAAAAAAGGUUGACUUCGUUGGAUUUUUGUAUUUUUGGGUUCACGUGAGAGUGAGAGAGAGAGAGAGAGAAUGGAAGGAGGAGGAGGAGUUCUGAACUACCCGGGAACAGUGGAGAAGGUCUUUUGGGAUUUCAGGGGCCGCCGAACUGGCAUACUCAAAGCCCUCACUACUGAUGCUGAAGAAUUCUAUCGGCAGUGUGAUCCAGAGAAGGAGAAUCUAUGCUUGUAUGGCUUUCCUGGUGAGCAAUGGGAAGUCAAUUUACCUGCUGAGGAAGUGCCUCCUGAGCUCCCAGAGCCUGCACUGGGAAUAAACUUUGCGAGAAAUGGCAUGCAAGAAAAGGACUGGUUAUCUUUAGUUGCUGUCCAUAGCGAUGCAUGGCUGCUUGGUGUUGCCUUCUAUUUUGGUGCUAGAUUUGGAUUUGAUAAGGCUGACAGGAAGCGGCUCUUUGACAUGAUAAAUGAACUUCCAACAGUCUUUGAAGUGGUGACCGAUACUGCACAAAAACAAGUAAAGGAAGAGCCGUCUGUCUCAAAUCGUGGUAGCGACAAAUCCAAGUCGAACUCCAAACUACGGCGGACAUCAGAAUCUCAGGAAAAAUAUCUGAAGGGCACGCAGGCAAAGGACGAACAUCAAGUCAUUGAUGAGGAUGAAGAGCAUGGAUUGACCUUGUGUGGAUCAUGUGCGGAGAGUUAUGCAUCAGAUGAAUUUUGGAUUUGUUGUGACAUCUGCGAGAAGUGGUUCCAUGGCAAGUGUGUAAAGGUUACCCCAGCGAGGGCUGAGCAUAUUAAGCGGUACAAGUGUCCAUCAUGCAGCAACAAGAACGCUGCAUGAUGGACACUGCUAAGUGCUAAUUGCCUGCUCGGGGUCAAUGAUCUAUCUCUCUGUUCAGUUUUAGUUUUAAAAAUUAGUACAACUUGUGAAUGCGUCUUAAUUUUCGAUAUCUUAUUAUUCAGUUGUAGUUUGAACGUUCCCCCGUGUUUAUCUUGACACGCCUUGUUAUCUUUCUAAUUUAAGAAAUCUAUCUAUUUGUAGUGC
Juglans regia (Persian walnut) is the source of this 1065-nucleotide messenger RNA. Its product is annotated as PHD finger protein ALFIN-LIKE 5-like. The record is from RefSeq and is a predicted model, not a curated record. The transcript is spliced from 5 exons. Lineage: Eukaryota; Viridiplantae; Streptophyta; Magnoliopsida; Fagales; Juglandaceae. The coding region runs from base 100 to 861 and encodes 253 amino acids. Gene Ontology annotation, cellular component: nucleus. Gene Ontology annotation, biological process: regulation of DNA-templated transcription. Gene Ontology annotation, molecular function: transcription cis-regulatory region binding; histone binding; transcription coregulator activity.